GUUAAUGUAAAUUGUUCGACAAUCGGAGAGUUAAAAAAUUAAUAUAUGUAUUAAUUUCACCCUCUACUGAAUUUGCUUUCAGAUCACUCAACUUUGUUAUGGUUUACACUUGUGACGUCAUUGUGAAACAGUGAAAAAUGGAACGAUGGCGGAGGGUACAUCAUUGAAUAAAAUUGUUUGAUUAUUUAAUUUUUUUUCCAGACUCCUAUUUUUAAUCAUACAAGUUCACUCCCACUGCUUACUUGAAAUCAUAAUCCUAUCAUACAUAUAUAGUUCGCCAUUCAUACAAAAUGGACACUGGCGAUGAUGAGUUAUAUGAUGCUGAUUCAGGCAAUGAAUCUAGCGCAGAAGAUGAAGACGAAUUAUCCAUUUCAUUAGAGCCUGAAUCAAGUUCUAGAGAAAAAUUAGAUACUGAAGAGUUCCAUUACGAUGUUCUAUCAACUGUACAAAUUGUAGAACAUAUGGUUGAUUGCAUCCGAGAAGUAAACACUGUCGUUCAGAUUCCACCUACGAUCACUCGAAUCCUAUUGAAUCAUUUCAAGUGGGACAAAGAAAAACUAUAUGAAAGGUAUUAUGAUGGGGAUCAAGACGCUUUGUUUAAAGAAGCCCAUAUUGUUAAUCCUUAUAAAAAUCAACCAAGUUCAUCAAAAGAUUCUCGAUAUGGGGUGAGAACUGAAGAAUGUGAAAUAUGUUUAAUGAAUAUUCCUCGUAAUAUGAUGACAGGUAUAGCUUGUGGUCAUCGGUUCUGCAAAGAGUGCUGGAAAGAGUAUCUUACAAGCAAAAUUAUGGACCAAGGAAUGUGUCAGAUAAUUGCUUGUGCUGCUCAUGGUUGUGACAUUCUUGUAGAUGAUCAAACAGUAAUGAACUUAUUAACUGAUUCCAACGUGAUACUUAAAUACCAACAUCUUAUUACAAACAGCUUUGUCGAGUGUAAUAGACUACUGAGGUGGUGUCCACAACCAGAAUGCAAUUACGUUAUUGCCGUACAAUAUGUGGAUGCACAGCCAGUAACAUGUCGGUGCCGGCAUACUUUUUGCUUUGCUUGUGGAGAAAAUUGGCAUGAUCCUGUUAAGUGUAAUUUAUUAAGAAAGUGGCAAAAGAAGUGUGAUGAUGACAGCGAAACAUCAAAUUGGAUCGCUGCUAACACAAAGGAAUGUCCGAAAUGCAAUGCAACCAUUGAAAAAGAUGGGGGUUGUAACCAUAUGGUGUGCAAAAAUCAGAAUUGUAAGUCAGAUUUCUGUUGGGUAUGUCUUGGACCAUGGGAACCUCAUGGGUCUUCAUGGUAUAACUGUAACCGAUAUGAUGAAAGGGAGGCCAAAUCAGCAAGAGAUGCCCAAGAAAAGUCGCGUGCUGCUCUGCAGCGGUAUCUGUUCUACUGCAAUCGUUACCUAAACCAUAUGCAGAGUUUAAAAUUUGAACACAAGCUAUAUGCUUCUGUUAAAGAUAAAAUGGAGGAAAUGCAGCAACAAAACAUGUCUUGGAUUGAAGUUCAGUUUUUGAAGAUAGCUGUAGACAUCCUAUGUCAGUGUCGGCAAACGCUUAUGUAUACUUAUGUUUUUGCCUAUUAUUUAAAACGGAACAACCAGUCUGCUAUUUUUGAACACAAUCAAAGGGACUUAGAAAGUGCAACCGAGACAUUGUCUGAAUACUUGGAAAGAGAUAUUACACAAGAAAACCUUUUAGAUAUCAAACAAAAAGUUCAAGACAAGUACAGGUAUUGUGAAAGUCGGUGCAAAGCGCUGCUGGAGCAUGUGCAUGAAGGUUAUGAAAAAGACUGGUGGGAAUAUAUCGACUGAGAUUUUCAUUACAAAUCUCCAAAAUUUCUUACAGAAGCUAAAUUGUUGCAUAGACUGAAUCAUACAUUGACUGUUAAAGAAAUUCCCCACGUCCAAUGAAAAAAGGAGAAAAAAAAUUUUUUUCUCAGUAGGAUAAACAAUACUGCCACAGACAAUAAACUUUGUAUUUGUGUGUGUGUGUGCGUGGACGCGCAAUAAGUGGAUGAACAGAUUCGACUCUCGGGGGAAUAUUUUUUGAUUCCUAACAGCUUUACUUCAGAUAAUUUAAUAAAAUUGAAUUAUUGUACCCUCUUUGAAUUUUUGAUUUUUUUUUUCUUCAAAAUAUUGUAUACUCAUUUCAAAUUACUUUUAUUUGAUAAGAUAAUAAUUAUUUUAAUACUCAAUAGCUGCUAGUUUAUUGUAGAGAACAGCAGAAUAUCAAUUCUGAUGAAGUACAAUAAUUAAAAACACGCAUAUUAAUUUAAAGAGUGAAUAAGUUGAGGUAUUGCAUGGUUUUUAAAUUCUGUUUGAAAUUGAUUUUGUAUACUUUUUAUUGAAAUGGUUAUGUUUCAACACUUGAUACCAGAAUAAGUGUAUAAAAAACUACCCCUUCUUGAACAAUUAAAAUAAUGAAUAAUUUUUAAUUUAUUUAUUAUACACUCUUGAUCGUUUGUUUGUUUCAUUAAAUAAAGUAGUUGAAAUUGAUUUAAAAAAAAGUCCUGUUUUUUAUUCUUAUUAGUUAUUUUAAUCAAAUUAUAAUUGCCAUUAUAGCAGCUUAUGUGACACGGAAAAGCAUGCACAGCAGAAUCUCAACUAAUUCAAAACUUGUUAUGGUGUAGAUUUGCUUUUAUUAAAUAAAUUUUUUAGUUACGCAACUAUAAAAAUGUUUUACUCAGGCUACCAAAAAAAUUACAAGUUCCUUUUUUUUAUUUUUAAAUAAUGAAUAAAAUUUGGUUACUGUUUCAAUUGCCUAGUUGUUGAAACAUAUGUUUAUUGAACCAUUUAGUGCAAUAGUUGCUCAGCUCUAAAAAAUUAUACAAGUAUGAACAAAACCAUAACAAGCUUCUACUAUAUUAAUUAUACAAACCAUAACAAGCUGUAAUUUAUUUUUUUUAAAUCACUUUUUGUUUUUCUUUGAUACUUACCAGAUAUUUGCAUGUUUCUUUUAAAGACUCAUUUGUAAUAAGAAUGUAGAAAUGAAGGAAUAUAGUAACUCAUACUCAAAAUUAAGUAAAUUACAAAAACAAAACAAAAAAUAAUAAAGUAAAUAUUUUUUUGCAAAAGGAAUCUUUGUGCAACACCUAUUAAUUUCAGAGAAAUUUAGGAUUUUGCCAAACUCACAUUAAAUGUGGAUUGUAAGUGGUUCAAUUACUCCUUCUCUAAUGCUGUCAAAUUCUUCGUUUUACAAACGUUUGAUCAAAAUGCUGGUGCAGCAACUGGAAGUGAUAGCGAAUGUAUUCACUUUUGCAACUACAAGUUGACCUGUAAAUAACCAGAGUCUCCUCUUGGCGAGUCAACAAAAAAAAAGUGGCAAAUUGAAUUAAAUGAACAACUGGUCUUUUUAUAAGUUGUUUAAUGAUAAAAAUAAAUCAAUGCGCAACAGAAUUUUCAUUUAUAUGUCCUGUGUCUCCAUUCAAAAUUUUCAGAAACUAUCAAUUUGUGAUAGAAAGAUUCAUGUGGAAGAAGAGUUUUUUUUAACUACUCAUGUUACCUAAAGUUGUAAAGAAUGCACAUUAAGUGUAUUUCGCCUCCCUAAAUAUUUUUAAAAGAAGUUCUGUAAAGUCAGUAUGUUUAACUAAAUUGUUUCUCAUAUUUUGAAUAUGAAAUUUUGUUUUUAAAAAAAAAUAUAAAGUUUGCAAAAAGGGUCUAUUAAAUAAAAAAAGACCUAUCAAUAUAGGUCACAGACUCAUUAAGUUAAGUGGCUACUGAUCGAAAAUUUAAAUUUUCAGGUCUAACUACCACCCCUAAUUUCCAGUUGUCAACCAAACUUUGAUAAGGUUUUUGUAUUAGAUGAAACAUUUAGUAAAAAAUUGCUUUGUUAAACUGAUGGUAAAAUUCCGGUUUGUGAUAAGUGUAUUCUGUUUUAACAAAUAAAAAAAAAACCAUGUAACGGGUUCUGCUUAAAUAUUAUUUGUUGGGAAUAACUCAAAUUAGGUUUAUUUGUAGUUGUGUACUCUCCACAUCUUAAUAAUCCAAUUUCUUUUCUAUUACAUAGGACUUGCAUCUGUUAGUAUAAUUGAGAUUCUGCUGUUUUUCAGUUUUAUAUAUCUUAUAAGGAGCUAUUUAAACAAGAUACAAAAGUUGAGUUGUUUUAAAUAAAUUUGAUUUUGGUAUUGUUUCUUAGCUAGUACAUCUUAAAAUUUAUUUAUUAAAACUUAUGCAUUAUGUGAAAUGAAAACUAAAUGUUUAGUGUUGUGAAUUAUGAAUGAAAAUAUUUUUCUUCUUUUACAAUUGAUUUUUUUCUCUCUUUUUUUUCAUUAAGAAAAAUGAAUCGUUGUAAUAUACUAAAACUUGUAAAUAUGAUAUAUUAUAAUUCAUGUUGUUUUAUUAAUAAUUAAUUUUUUGUUGAUUAUUUUUAUAAACUACUCUAUUUAUCAAAUUACUAAAAACUUCAUUAUCUCCUAAAAUUAUUUAUAAAAGCUUUAACUGUAAUGAAUUGAGUGUGGUGCUGUAUGUUAAAAUAAAAAUUAAAGCUUUUUAUUAAACCACUAAAAUUCUGCAUAAAUAAACCAUAGUUUAUUAUGAAUUGGUUAGACUUGUGUGAAACCAGUAAAGAAAUUCUCUUUGUUCUGUGUGCGGCAUUAAAAACUCAGAAAAUUAGAGUUAGAAUUUUUUUAUUGUAUACGUAUAAGACUUGCUUCGAAACAGGUGCACCACAUUUAAAAAAGAAUCCAUUGGGGCGCAUUUAAAAUUGUUUAUCUGUACAAAAAGUUGUAAUGAAGUUGGACUGUGGUUUAUCAUCCGAAUAAAGUUCUUAUUUACA
Messenger RNA from Parasteatoda tepidariorum (common house spider), 4758 nucleotides. RefSeq names its product E3 ubiquitin-protein ligase ariadne-1 (gene ari-1). Gene Ontology annotation, molecular function: ubiquitin-protein transferase activity; zinc ion binding. Gene Ontology annotation, biological process: protein ubiquitination. NCBI's taxonomy places the organism in Eukaryota, Metazoa, Arthropoda, Arachnida, Araneae, Theridiidae. The record is from RefSeq and is a predicted model, not a curated record.